This is a messenger RNA of Spirodela intermedia, 6756 nucleotides long. The record is from the annotation of a GenBank genome assembly. NCBI's taxonomy places the organism in Eukaryota, Viridiplantae, Streptophyta, Magnoliopsida, Alismatales, Araceae.
AUGGCCGCCACCGGCGAUGGCGAAGCACCAAGCCGCCGGCCUCCGACGCCGGAAGAGAUCGUUCUCCUUGCGAAGUCCUCCGCCGCCGCCCUCCCCUGUGCAGACUCCCACGCCAACCUCUUGGAGCGCCUCCUCCCCUCGUCGCCGUCCGUCCCGUUCCACCUCUACGUCUCCUCUCUGUUGACGCUGGUCUCGCGCACGGAUCCUUCCCCCCCCGUCUCUUCUUUCCUGUCUUCCCUUCUGCUCUCCUUCCUCCGGCUAUUCCGGUCUCGGCAGAUCCCCCGCGAUGGGGACACCAGCCUGCUCUUCCACCUGUUCUCUCUGCACCUUUCCACUCUCGACAGGGCUCAGCUGUUCUCCGUCCUCGAUGAGGUUCUAUCCGAUCUCUCUGAAGUUUCCGAUUCUGAAGACGCCCUCCCGCUGGACUUGAUCCCGAGAUGCCUCGACCUCUUGGUCGUGACCAGUGGCGAUGAGGUGGUGGACUCUAUUUUGGAUAGAAUUCUGGACGCCGAUUGGUCAAAGGCGGUGCUGGUGAAGGUCGUUUCCCUCCUCAGAGAGUUCCCAGUCUCCACGAGGAUCCGCGCCAUGGAAUUUUUGGAGAAAGCCUUUGGCGGUUUGGAGGGCAUCGAUAUCCAGGACCUCCCUUCGCUAGCUUACCAGCUUCUGCUGUUGGCUACCAAAGGUUUCAACAAAAGGGCUGUGCUCAGUGGGAUUUUGUCGUUCUUCGGGUCUGGGACGGUCAAAGGUGCUCCCGCUAUUCUUCGGCAGGUCGAAGGCACGGUGCUUAUGCACUUCAAUUUCGCGGUCAAACAGGAUCCUUCGCUCGGAAAAGAAGUGAUGGGAGUUCUGCGGUGCGACAUGGAAGCUUUCAACCAUUUUGCUGUUGCGGUUCUUCUCUCCAUUGCCAGGGUUAGGCGUUUCAAUGAGAACUCAAUCCAUCUUCUCCGGUCUCUGGCUAUCAAGUCAUACAGUGAAUAUAGGUUUGCAAGGUGAGAAUCAAUAAUUCGAUGGCGAGCUUGUCUCCACGUUAUGCUUAUGCUCUUGUGUCUCACUCAGCAUUGCCCGGUAACUCCUCUCAGUCUGUAUGUUCAUUGUGUUGUCCAUUCUUAUGUCGCCAUGCAUUUUCUAGAGACUGUAAAUGGUUGCCCACGUGCAUCAAGGAAGAGUGCCUGCGGACCGCAAAGUGUAUAGAGAAGUCUUUAAUGAGAGCUGUGAGCUCCCUUUCUCUCCCUCUCUUGCUCUCCCUCGCGUUUGUGAGCGCAUUUGCACUCUUAGAGGAAGUAACUGGAGUGUAACAAAUUUUCUUUCCCUUUUGUGUUAGAUUAAUGAAAAUAACUCUGGAAGGGAGUACAUCGUACCCAGCAGCGUCCAGCUUGGAUUUAUUUUGCUGGAGUCUGUGGAUGGUAAGAGUUGUGGCAGAUCUGAUGACUCUGGAGAACGGAUGGGAGCUGAGGAACUUGGCAUUCAGAUACUAAAGACGAUCUUCGAAGUUCAUGACAUGGCAAGAAAUGAGGUGGGUUUGGCUCACUUUUCUUUUGUAUCAUCGUUGCAUAUGUCAUUAAUGCAGAUUUUGCACAACGGAUCAGCUCAUAUGUAUUUAUUCCUUAAGUUUAUUAUAUCUGUUCUUCAUUUAGCCUUAAACCAAGGAAAAGUGAUUAUUGUCACAAAGUAGCAUUUUUUUUUCUCUUUUGCCGAGAUCCAGAUUGUUGAACAAUGCAAAUUUCGAAUUCUCUCUCUGAAGCCUCAAGAAAGUUCUUCGAUCAUCAAGUAACCACUUGAUUAUUCUUUUUUCCUGCAUUUAUUAUGAGAUAAAUUUACUGAUGUUGCUUUAUAUCUUUAUUAACAUGCUGCUCUAAAGGCUCCUUGGUACUCUCAUUCAGAGUUACCCAUACCCCAUGCUCGAGCAAAAUGGAAGACUGAAGGACUUGUUGGACUAUUUUACUUUCAUGCAUGACAGACCAGCUCAUUCUUUAAUUGCUGCCAUGCUGCCACUCAUCAGAUUCAGCCGUGACCUACAGGUACAGCUCAAUAAAAAUUUAGGGUUAGGGCAAGUCUGCUGCUUCUCAUGUGAGGCUUAUAAUGCUAUUGACCAUUCUUCCGAGGAUUUUUUUUUUUAACCUACUUUCACCAAUUAUUUUUAAGAAAUUACUUCUAUUAGUAAGUAAUUAUUGGUAUUUUUGUAGGAUUACAUUAUUUUGGUUGUUCGGAAGGCUAUGUUCAGGAAAGAAGAUACAGUUCGUCUUGCUGCCACUAAUGCAGUAGUUGACCUGAUCCUCCUGGAUGCUAGAUCUAAGAGAAAUUGUCUGAAUUCUUUUCAAGAAUCAUCCAGCCAAGCUAGCUGCAGCCAACAGACUGACAUGCCUAGCAAGAUAGGUCUACCUCUCUUCCAAGAGUUGAGUGGACUGCUCAAAAGAUGUCUAUCGCAACAAGUAUGCCUUCUGAUUUUUGCAUUUCAUAUUGAAGCUGUCUUCUCUCCUCUUUUUUUUUUCUUCUUCUUAUGGUUUUUUUGAAUUUAUUAGGGUAAAAUAAAAGAGGUUAUUUAUGGUGGACUCGUGAAACUCGUUUUGUUGGACCCACUUCUUUCUGGAGCUGUAUUUGAUUUACUCUGGCCUCACUUCCUUCACUUUUACAGAGAGGUAUUUCCUUCGAGAAUCCAAGCUUACUUUUAAAAUCUGUCUACAGAGACGAUGGAUAUUUUCAUAUUUUACCUUCCUUAUAGCAACAUAUUCCCCCAUGUUUCCUUUGAAUGGUAAACUCGAUAUUUUCUUCAUGUUUUCUCAACCUUCUUGCUUAAACAUUAUGAGCACUUCUGAAGACUUAUGAAGAAGUCAUGUUGUCCAGGAUGCCAAAUUUCCCCUAGUUAUUGAUUCCUGUAUCACAGAAGAGAAUGGCAAGGCUUAUGUCAGAGAACCAUUAGACUGUCUUCUGUCAUGUAUCUCCUGGAUUCUUCUCCUCCAGCCCCGCAAUGGUCGUGAGUCAUCCGACUACUCUUGGACAUGCUUCGGUUUUUCUCUUUCUCAAGAUAAUGAGGUACUUUUCCAGUUUUGUGCACGGAAGUGAAAAAGCCUUUUUAUCGUCUUCUCUAAGCUGCUUCUUUGUAAAACACUCUAGGUUGGAAGAACAUCUGUGGAGUGUUUCUCAAAUGCUUUAAAAAAGAUUCGGCAUGCUUUGACAUAUGACUUAAAAGGUAAUGUCGAAGUAAUCUUGAGUGUUAUUCUGUUCGUUUGAUUGGCCAUUCAUAGCUUAAUCUUCUAUUAUCGCUCUUAUUUCUUGAUCUGGGGGUUUAAAUUUCUUCUAAUAUAUAUCAGGUGUGUUAGGGCUGAUCAACGAGAACAUCCCUCAUAGUUUGCAAGGUGAAAGGAAGAGGUACUGCCUUCAGAUUCUUUGUGGAAUUGUAGAGGUUUUUGCUAAUGUUGUCGCCACAGAGUUGGAGAAAGCAGGAGAUGCUGAAAAGACGGCCCUUGAAAAACAGAUCGUAGAUCUUUCUAUUCUAUAUAAUUCAUUUCAAAGUGACAUAUCCUCACCCAAACAAGUUGACGGUCUCAGAAGAAGAGGGCCAUCGAGAACUUCUGCGAUGGGCACACCCAACUUUAAAGAAUGCUCUGAUAGUUUUCACAUGAGAAGAACUUUCUUGGCGACAGCAAGUAUCCACCAGUUGUUGGCGACUGCAGUGAAACUUUAUGAUGCUUUUAACCCUGACGGCCAUGCAGUUUCUCAAGACAAUACCCAAUCUUCUGCUCACAAAACGUUGACAUGUUCUCUAGGUUUGGUUUCCUUUGCCUUGAAGACCUGUCUACAUCAGUUAAAAUAUUCCUAUUUAUGGGAAAGUGAUGAUACCUCAAGGACUCUAAUCGAUGGGGAUAUGAAAUCGUUGGGGCGGCCAUUACUGCGGUUGAUACGGCUGUUGAAGAUGAACACCAAGUCAGAGGACCCCAAGAAGAAAGAAGUAAGAGGGAAGAAAAAUUCAGACAAUAUAGUUCAUGUUUUGCACUUAUCACUGAAAUGCUUAGACGAGCUGUUCAAGGUAUGCCUACGCAAGGAAGCCUUUGUUGGGUUGAUUGAGGAUAUGGUGGCCGUGCCAUCAGGGGAAUGGAGCUUCGAGAUAGGGACUGAUGCUGCUGGUCCGGAGUCUGGUGCCGAGGAAGACUUGCCUAUGGAUACGCCGCAUGCAAGGAAUGUGAAUAUCUUCCUAGAUAAAUGGAUGAAACCGCUUUACUCCGAGCUUCUCAUGCAGUCUCUUUUCCGGGAAUCUGAGGUAAACCCAUUUUGCUUCGGGAACAUGCUCUCAAGGGCACCAGCAUCCUAUGAUUUCUACACCAUUCAAUAGUGCAUUCAGCAAUGUCCCCUUCAUGUUUGCUUGCUAGGUUCUAAAUAAAUAUAUUUUUAUUAUUUUAUUUUAUUUUCUGUCUAAAAAUCUGUGUUGAUUUCUCUGCUUACCCAAUUCACGUGACCCCAGAAAUCAGCAGAAGAAGUUGUUUUUUCCCCAGGUAUAUUGGUGCUAAAAGCUUAACCUUCCCGUUGUCGCAUACAACCUUAGGCUUGCACUGUACGUAUGAACAUCUAGAAAUCAGACGAAUUGGUAGUAUAAUACUCUGCAUCCCAAAUGCUUCUUUCCUCUCUGAAUCUACUUGUAAGAUCCUUGGAGUAGAAUAAAUUUAGGGUUUUAGUCAUCUUAGGAGACUCCAGGCUGAAUUCAUUCCCGGUUCAGAAACAGCCAUCAAACACAGCAGCCACGGUCGGCGUUUGCAAUGUGAGUAGAGUCCUUUCAAACCUAAAAAUAGAUGAUCAUGCACGAUUUUGAUUGGUCAGAGGGCGAUGGAAGCCUGGUUUGUUGACUUUCUAGAACCCAUGAUGAGCUUCAUCAGGAAUAGAAUAUCUCAUGAAACUUGAUGAAUUCUCAUGAGAAUUUGUCUGCCCUGGUAUGCUCGCCAUUGACCCUUCAGAGACAUGUUGACAGAAAGAAGAGGCGUGAGACGUUGACCUUCCAUUUGGACGAAAUGAUCUGAGGCAACCUUCGUAUUGCCUGAAUAAUAUUCAGAUGGAGAAUUCGUGGGCAUUAGGAAGGUAUGAAUAGCAUUCUGGAACUUAAUUGAUAAUAUUAAUCCAAGAAAAGGCUCUUGAUUGAGUGGUUUUUCAAUGAAAUUUUCCCCAUUUGGCAAAAUUCGGCACCUCUUGCUUGUUUUUCUUUUUUUUAUUUUUUUUUCUAAAGCUUGAUCAGUCUUUUCUUUUCCUCAAAGGUACCGUAAAGUAGUUGUAAUGCCUGGGUCUUUCACAACAUGCCCUGCAUGUUGUGAAAAGGCAUCAGCGUUGACUCUCGUUUGACAUUUUCUUUAUGUAUCUAUCGACAACAUGACCCGGCACUGGAAUAGUGUCUGAGAGUUGACUUUGUUACUGAGGAACAUAGGGGUUUACGGAAAUAGGCUCGUUUUUGUCUCUUGUCACCUUAGCGUUGAAUUUACUGAAUCUGACCGGCAUCCUCUUCUCAGGUUCUAUCCGACAUGGUCUUGAUGAUCGGUAACCGGUUGCCAGGCGUAUCAAGGGAGCCCCACGGAAUCUGGGCCGUUGACAUCUGCAAAAGCUCUGGUUUGCGACAUCCAACGGCUGCGGGUGGUGUGGUAGCCGUCGCCAUCCAUCUGCGGUCGCCUCCAGGUGAUCUAAUAACCGCCCAGGAGAUGGCCUCAGAGUUGGCCGCCGUUAUCGGAACAGAAGAAGAUCAGGGCCCCGUGGAGGCAUCCGAAACCUAUCCCAUCAUAAAUCGGUCAACGGGAGCCACCAUCGCUUCCAGUCUGCUGCGACUAGCCGACUCCGUCAUCGUUGACUUGGACUGGAGUCUAUCCAAACUCAAGGCGUUGACUACCGACAAGAUCCAUCGAUCGACUGGGCUUCCAUUGGAGGAGGCCCUGUAUUCGAGGUCAACAGCACUGGUCAACCUGCUGUCCCAUUUUGCACAGAUGAACCUCAAGGGUGAGACCCCAUAAUUGCAAUUGCUCCCACAUGCAAAAAAAUGCCAUAAAUUUAUUUAUAAAUAUUAUUUUCACGCACAGAUUGUCAAGCCGAGCAAUUUCUAAAACUGGCAGCGAGAUUCUACAAGAUCAUGUCACUUGCGACGAAGCUGAGGAUCGCCCCCAGAGGUUUCGAGCAGCUUCCUCCAGGUGGCACGUUCCAGGAGCUGACGGAGGUCACCUGCAUGAAGCUGACCGCCCCUCUUUACGGCUUCCUCGCUGCGAUUCAACAGGUAUGUACACGUGCCGCUGGUGCUAAUUUGGCUCCGGUGGGGCCCGCAUAUGAUCUCUCUCACCCGCCGUGUCGGGUAUGCAGAACCAGCGGGAGGCGGCGGGAGGGAGGGGGCUCUCGGGGAGGAUCAAGAGAGAGAACAAGUGGGUCCCAGACCUGGUGUUCCGGAUAGAGGACUACGAGAAGUACCUGAUCCAGCUCAGCAGGUUGACCGGGGUCAACCUGCUGAGGCGCGCGAAGCGCAGCACCGCCAGGGACUUCAAGAUUCUGGACGCGAUGAAGGCCAACCGGCGGGAGGGCGAAGACAACGCCGCCGUCCCCACUGAUAGUGGCGGCGGUGGCGGCGAGGGCUCCCAGGAAGACGAUGAGAGAGAGAAGACGGAUGAGGACUCGACUCCGGAGCUCGGUUGCGGCGAGGCCUCUCAGUCGGAGGAAGACCGUGGAGAUCUGCUGGACGGAAAUGAGAGGGUCAAGAGGUGGCGGGCCAUGGUGGUGCGAUCUUCGGACGAUGAAGAGGCGUAG